Messenger RNA from Mytilus californianus (California mussel), 7691 nucleotides. Its product is annotated as organic solute transporter subunit alpha-like. Gene Ontology annotation, biological process: transport. The transcript is spliced from 9 exons. The coding region runs from base 128 to 1084 and encodes 318 amino acids. The record is from RefSeq and is a predicted model, not a curated record. NCBI's taxonomy places the organism in Eukaryota, Metazoa, Mollusca, Bivalvia, Mytilida, Mytilidae. Gene Ontology annotation, molecular function: transporter activity.
UUUGGUUGUAGUUUAUAGGUGACAAUGUGGAAUGUUGGACAUUACACAUAAAACGCUUUGGGAUAUUUAUAUCUUGUCAUUCUAGGCUAUCAAACCAAUGAUAACAGUGGGGGGCAGAUAAAGCAGGAUGUCAAAUUGUUCUAACGAGUUUCCCACCACUGGAGUUUUAUACGAUGAGCUAAGUGUUGGGGCAUUGGUACCUGGACUGAUUGGAUGCGCCCUUGCUUUUGUUGUUAUUGGUAUAUAUAUAGAAGAGAUAUGGUUUAUUUUACAUCACUACCCACACAAAACACAGAGAACAAAAUUUAUUUGUUUACUUGGACUUUAUCCAGUAGUAUGUAUUACCUCAUCAUUUGCUGUUUUAAUACCAAGGGCGACAUUUCUUUGCGAACUUGUGGCGGCCACAUAUUUGUCGUUUUGCAUUCUAUUGUUUGUCAACAUGAUGGUUUCCUACUUUGGAGGUACAAAAAACCUUCUACAUGUGAUGACGGACGAAAAGAUGCCAUUUGGAGUACCACCUUGCUGUUGUUUGGUUUGUUUCAACAAGUUACCUUUUAACAGGAAACACCUGCGGAUAGCGACCAUCAUGGUACUACAGAUUACAAUCAUCAAACCAUUGUCCCUGUUUAUAGCAGCUGUCUUGUGGACCGAUAAUCAGUAUUCACCAGGCGACGAGAGCGCUCCAAAGAAUGGUGUGUUUUACACAAACUUGACUAGUAUAAUAUCUACAGUGUCUGGAAUCUGGGGAAUCGCUAUUAUAUAUCGAUCAACCAGGUCGAAACUUCCAGCCUAUAGGAUUGGUAUAAAGUUUAUAAGUCUUCAGCUUGUUCUGAUAUUUCUUAAUCUGCAGUUUAGUAUAAUUAGCCUCCUAGCAAGGAAUGAUAUACCAGGAUGUGCAGGUACCAGGGACUCUCUUGUCAGAGGAUACCGGCUUCACCACACUAUGCUAGUUUACGAAGCGUUUCUAGUUUCAAUAUUAGCAAGAUUUGCUUACAGACGAUUAGAACCAGAACUUCUAAGUAGAUUAGAAUUCCAAGACGAGGUUCAGAAAACUGAUGACAACAAAGUAAAUGGAAAUGUUUAAAGACAUUGAUAUUUAUUCCAACUACUCGUAUCUUUGUUUUUAAGUAGCAUGUGUUUACUUGUAUGUUUCAUUACUUAAAUAUAACUUUAAAAGAGUAGACGUCGAAACGAUAAGAGUGAACAGAAGAUGAAAGAUAGUUACAAAAGACAAUUAGACUGUGGUACUUGUUCGUGAACAUUUAUUCUGGAGAAAACAAUUUGAAAUCUAUGAGUUAUUUGAAAUCGAAAUUGUCUGAUACAGGAAUUAACGAAUCUUACAAACCUGUUCGUGCAUUUUUCAUUGUUAUUCAACGCAAAAUAAUUAUCUAAGAUACCUGGGACGGUCCAUGUCCACUCUGUGAUUUGUUAGAUGUAUUUCUGUCUGUACCCAUCUGAUGAGAUAAGCCUUUUUCAACUUAUUUUUUUUAGUUUAUUCUUAUGUUGUACUGUUACAACACUGUCCCAGGUUAGUGGGAGGAUUGGCGCCUUCAAAUAAGUUUAACCCCGCCACGUUCUGUAUGUGUCUGUCCAAAGUCAGGAGCCUGUAAUUCAGUGGUUGUCGUUUGUUACUGUGUACACAUUUGUUUUUCGUUCAUUAUUUUGUACAUAAAUUAGGUCGUUAGUUUUUCUAGUUUGAAUUUUUUUACAUUUUUAAUAUGGGACCUUUAAAGCUGACUCUGCUGUAUGGGCUUUGCUCAUUGUUGAAGGCCGUAUUGUGACCUAUAGUUGUUAAUUUCUGUGUCAUUUAGUCUUUUUUGGAGAGUUGUCUCAUUGGCAAUCAUACCACAUCUUUUUUUUUAUGGAAGUCUGGUUCUUCUUUAUAGUUGGUGACGAGUCCUGUUGACUGCACUUUAUGGCAAAGACACUGGGAAUAUUGGAAAAACAACCUUUGAUAUUGAUUCUUAGAAAGGCUGAUCUGGCAGAAUUCUAGACAACAGCUUCGUUAUCAAAAAAAGGAAGUUGUUGGGUUCAGGUGAAUCUGACGUUGGGUGUUAGCAGUCUUCAAUAGUGCAGAGAAUGUUGUAUUAAUGUCCUCUGACUUCCCUAGUAAAAUUGUAAAGACUUCUGGAAAAAUCUCUCCAUCAACAAGUACGUGUAAAGUGUAGAAUGUAAAUGAGUUUAUACCUUUUUUUUUAAAUUGCAUACAUUAUUUAUUCAAAAACUUUAUAGAGAAAAUGUCAUUAAAAUUACGGUAUUGAAAUUUGUUUUAUAAAUAACGUAACAUUGUAGAUAUAUUUCAUAAAUCAGAAAUAAAUUUUUUUUAAUCAAAAGUGCAUUAAUCUAAUGAUUUAAAAAACAUUUUUUUUUAUACUUCUAUAAAAUUAAUAUUAAAUGUGCAAUAAAUUAAUUCUUGUUUAUUUAGCAAAACAAACAACAGUUACAUUGUUUAUCUAAGAACAUUUUACUUCAUAAAAUAAUGUGGGACAAUCAGAACUUUUCAUGUGGGACAAUCAGAACUCUAAAAUUUUAAAAAGUGGGACAAUCGGGAAUAAACCGAACGUAGGUCUUUAAGUUGAGGUUCUAUUUACUAAAAGUUAAUCGGGCAAAAUAGGAUCGGGGAAAAAAACAGCCAGCCAAAUACCAUUAUUUACAAUUUCAGAGAAUCAAAGUGCUUUUGGCUGAUUAUCUCCGGCCAAUAAUCAGACGGUAUUUGAGUGGAAAUACAAACCUGUCCGAAAAGAGAAAAGGGAGGGGGGCUAAUAGCUUAACUUGCAAUUUUGAUCAUGGUUUAACUUUAUUCUUGUACGGCAUACAUUUUACCUCAAGCCAACGAUCUGUCUUCUUAAACUGUCACUCUAACAUUGUUAACAUUUGCUUCAGGUCGUUCCACUUUGCAUCUCGUCGUGAAUAUGCAUGACAUAUUUCCCACUGGACGUUAAGGGAGCAAUCAAUUAAUCAGCUUCAUCAAGUGAUGUAUUAAUUUAUCAUUAGUCUUCAGUUGAUAAUUAUCUCAAACCGUUUUCCAAUUUUUAUAUAUUUGAUUUUUUAAGCGAGGAUUUCAAUAGAAAUGACAUUUUUGAAUUUGCAUUUAUAUGGAUAGGUUUGAAAACGUCUAUAAUAGGGGAUGCUACAUAUGAAAAAUAUGUUGAAUAUUUUUUGCAAAUAGAUUCGGUUUUAUCUGAAAUAAAAGAUAUUACAAACAACUCAAUAAAUGUUAACUUUAGUUCGAAUUUUCAAUUAUACCAAUGCUAAAAUACAAAUGUCGAUGGUAAAAGGGCGACAAACAAUGGGAUUGAUUUAUAAUAUGAUGUUUGAAGAACAAGAAUAGAAUCAUAAUUAAAUAGUGUAAGGACUUUGGAUGUUUUAUGAUUUUCAUGAUUUUAUUUAAGAUUUUUUUCCACCAAUAGCAAGAAGAUCUGCAAUAAACGUAAAUUUUAGAAUUUCUUUCCUCAUUUUUCUCUUUCCAUUUAAUUUUAAUGUUUUAACAUUAAAUAAAGUAGUCCACAUGAGGGGUUACAUUGUAUCCUAUCAAGCCAAACUAGGGGAGGGGAGUAGAACAGGAAAAAAAAUCUUCAUUGAGUGGCAAUAACUCAUAUAUUGAAGCGUACAACGAUGACAGUCAUGCCUAGGUAACAAAAUUUGUUGUUUCAAGUUAUUUUUUUCUGGUAUAGUUGUCAUAAAAGCAAAAAUGGAUAAAACAUGUUUAAAGGGCAACAAUUUAUAUAAGGAUUCAACUUAUUUUGGCCGUUUCAUUUAUUUUUUAGAUAUUGUCUUACUGAUCGGUUUUGUUAUUUAAAGUUUUUCUCCAUCUUCAAUAAUUAUUGUCUUUGCAAAAGGCGCACAAAAAAUGUGUUUAAAUCAGCCAUGCGACUUAUCUGAAGAUUUAGCUAACCUUUCUUGUUGUUUAAAGAUUUCAAUCAUUUAACUUGUGCGUAGAUCGUAUUUCCCCCUCAAAGAGUUAUUCAAAUGGUUCUUUAAUGUAUAGAUAGCUUGAAACUAUCUCUACACGAGGCAUCGGAUAUACGACAUUUCUAUUCGACCGGACGUAGCUGCGUAUUCAUAGAUCCGCACAGCAAAACGGACGCACUCUUUUAGCAAGUGUUUACUGUCGGCCGGUAGAAGUCCAGAAAUGUCAAUAUUUCUAUACCCAAGUCAAUCCGUUGGUUUUGAAUAAAAGGAGAUAAAGGUAUACAUGAAUGCGACAGCAAUCCAACGACACAGAUAAAUCAAAACAUUAAGAGUCAAUAUACAGUCUUUUGUAAUAUAAAGAUGUCUAUAUAUAAUAAUAAGCUCAAAACCGCCCCAUGAUAAAAAUACGGAGUAAAUUUGAUAUUAUUUACCGUCAAAAUAUCCAAACAGACACAAGUGUGUGGUUGUAAAAUAUCACCUGCCCUUUUUAAUUUAAUCUGGAUAUCAAAGAAGGUGUAAUAUAAACCACUAGGAGAAAAACACUUCACUAUAUAGUAACGGUAAAAUAAAUGAUGAUAAUGGAUGGCUGCCUAACGUCCAGCGGCACAUUAAAAGCAUUUCAGGACAGGAACAUGUAAAUAUCUAAUGAAUAUUAACCCAGCUUUGUACUAGACCGACACGUUUAACGUGUAAAUAUAAAAAUAAGAAGAUGUGGUAUAAUUGCCAAUGAGACACGUCUCCACUAGAGAUCAAAUGACAUAGAAGUUAAUAACCAUAGGUCACCGUACGGCCUCCAACAAUGAGCAAAACCCAUACCGCAUAGUCAGCUAUAAAAAGCCCCGAAAUGACAAAUGUAAAACAAUUCAAACGAGAAAACUAACUGCCUGAUUUAUGUAAAAAAACAAUAAACGAAAUACAAAUAUGAUAUACAGGAACAAACGACAACCACUGAAUUACAGGCUCCUGACGUGGGACAGGCACACACAGAAUGUGGCGGGGUUAAACAUGUUAGCGGGCGCCCAACCCUCCCCUAACCUGGGACAGUGGGUAACAGUAUAACAUAUGAACAAACUAUAAACAUCAGUUGAUAAGGGCUUAAUUAUCUCAUCAGAUUAAUAAGCUCAUAGAUAACAGUUCGGAGGAAGAAAAGUUACCCUACCCGGACACAUUUAUGACUCAGAGCCGACCAGUCUUUUCUCGCACUCUUAAAUACCGCGUGUUGAGCGUUGAAACAGCAUAUACCAUUUUUUUUGUCUUUGUUUGACCCGGUCGGGGUUUGAACCAACGACCUCCCGCUCUCGAGGCGAAAACGCUCCCACGACACCAACUAGGAGGUCGGUAGUAUAGAAUAUCAUACCAAAAACUCAAUUACAAUAAACAAUACAGUUUCACAGAAUUCUCACAAUUACUAAAGCGAGCUGAAAGUAUUUAACCUAAAUUAGAUACGUUAAAUGAUAUUGGAAACUUCACGUAAAUAUCUAUGGCCAACUUCAGAGUAGAAUUCAUGGAUCAACGCUCUCUGCAAAUUAAAAACUCUUGCACCAAUUAUUUGAAGGGUCCGGAUGUGGCCAGCUAUUGCAAGGCUAAAUUUCUGUCCUUAUCCAAUGUACCCUCAUUUUCCAGUGGUAUCGAAGUUUUACGUCCAACCUCACUGUCGACCUCCUAUUGCAGGACCUACCUAUUGUAUUUAAAAUUUAUGUGUUCUCGUCAUGAACAUGCAUGAAAUAUUUGCCACUGGACGUAAAACAAACAACAAUCAAUCAACUUCAUAUAUUAUUCCAUGUACAUAGUACACGAAGACAAGAUCUUGUACAAUGCUCUAAUGUAAAAUUUCCAUUUAAAUCACUCAAUAAUAUUGCAAAAUGUUUUAUGUUUUUAUUUUUGUUAUUUAUUUUGCAAUUUUCUACAUGACGGAACACUAUAAAAACAUUUUUUUAAAUAUUUUUUUUACUAAGGUUCUUAUCUACUGUUUUAUUACGCUUUAUACUAUAUGAUUAUGUCAGGUAAUUAUAAAACUAAGAAAGGUAAAAAAUAUUUUCAAAACAAAAUUUAUUAAUAAAAUUUGACUGAACAGACAACACUAUUUUUUUGCAUUUACAUGUUACGUCGUGUAGGAAUUACAGAAUCAAAACCAAAAUGAACAUUUACCUGAAUAUUGUGAAGGACCUUAUGGAUCUAGGUCUGUUCGAUUAGAAGUUGUGAAACAAGCUGUUUGAAUAACUAAUUGUUGGAAGAGUUUACUUACAGUUUUCAUAUGGUCUGGGCUGAUAUGCAUAAAACCACUUAAGUUAAGAUAUCCAAUCGUAGUACUAAUCUAUCGUAGGACAUGUAGAAAAAUCCGUCCGUUCGGAACAAAUCUUAACUUAAGUAGUUUUAUGCAUAUCAGCCCUGGUCUUUACGAAUCUAUUUCAUGAUUACUGACAGAUUAAACACAUCAAAUAUAUAUAACAAGAAGUUCUUGUGCAGAACAUUCAUUGGUCAGUUGUAAAUGAGGUCUGUAUAGGGUUUUAAUUUACUCAUUUAUAAAAUAAAAAAUCAUUAUUUUGAAAAGUUAGAAUUCAAAAAUAUAAGUUUACCCCUAAAUUUUAUAAAACUGUCCUAUGGUGUUAUUCUAAAGCUACAGAAUUUAUAAUAACUAAAUAAUUAAAUGAUGUACUGCCAUUUAAUCGGUCCUUCCAAUGCAAUUAGGUAACUGUUAUUUGUAUUUAUCAUAUACUUAUAGAAAAUAAUGGUAUAAUUGUACCCCACGAUAAAACUUAUUUGUACAUAUAUUUAUUCAUUAAAUUUGAAGAAUUGCCUUAGCCGUGUGAUAUGACUUUUGUUAUCAACUGCUUCCGGUUUAUAUCAACUGCUUCCGUUUCAUACCAACUGCUUCCGGUUAUUAUCGCAUAUUUUUCUGUAACGUUAUCGCAUGACAGUUCGACGUCAUUCGGCAAAUUCCGGAAAAUGUACCUCAAUGGUACGUUUUUUUUUUUAGUAAAACAUAACAAAGUUGGAGAAAAAGAAAAUAUUAAUAAUCAGGAAAAUAUAUUAUUUCAAAAUACAAAACAAAUAUUACAACAAAUGCAUUGUUUCAAAGUUUUAAAAAUAGUUUUGUCUGUAUGUCUUCUGCUGAAGUGUAUGAUAAAAAGAACAUAACAUGUCGUUUUUCAUAUCAGACCCCUUAUCAGUCCAUAUGGUCAAAAUCAUCCCUCGAGCCUGUCGGCUCUCGGGCUGAUAACAUGAUCUAGGGCUGAUAAGGGGUCUGAUAUGAAAAAGGCCAUGUUAUAAUCUAUAUAUAUCAGUCUGAGUACUGUUUAACUAUCAUUUAAGUUGAAUAUAUUUAGAUUCGUCCAAUUCAUGGGAAUUAGCCUUCUGCAAGUGUUUUUUUGCGUACUUUUCUUAUGUUUUUGACGGUUUGUAAGUCAGUAAAAAUUCAAUGAUUAAGUUAAAAUUGACAUUAAAAGACCUCCUCACAAAAAGGGCUGUUCAAAUCCCCUCGCACUUCGGGCUCGGGGAUCUCAACAUCCCUUCUUGUUCGAAGGUCUUUUAAUAUCAAUAUUAACUUAUCAUUGAACUUUUACUAUUACUAACACCAUUUCUGAUUUUAAUCAUAGUUUGCAUCGACUUAGAUUUAUCUUCACUGUUAUUGUUCUUUUGUUUGUUUUGAUACAUGGAUGUCUUUAUAUGGUUGUCGAGGUCUUAAUCUAAUGAUAUUAAAAUUUAUGUUUUUUAAGACUUGUAUCAAUACUCAUCACAAAUUUUAUAUGAACAUAAAAUGACUAGUCGUCAAAACACAA